AUGGUGUAUUUGACGUGUGUGACCUGCGAAGUGGACCGAAAUCAACAGUGUCGAUCAGGUAAGUAAGGACACAUUCCUGUCCAGAGAAAAAGGGGGAUGGAAAGGAGUAGUGCCUGUUUUUAGGCGGUGGCAAAUAAGCAGCAUAGGCCUUAUUUUAAUAUUGUUGGAUAUGUUUUUCAAAUGAUUUGACUCCUUCGCGACGCAUGAUGGAAAAUUUCCGUCAUGCUUGUCCUACCGUUAAAAACGCAUUUGGAAAAUUUCCGUCAUUUACUCAAGUUAACCCCAGAUCACCACAAUCGAUUGCGCUGUCCUUGCAGCUGUGAUCACUCUGACAGCCUGUCAGAGCGAGCACAUGUACUGCAGGGAUUCCUGAUACACCUCCCUGCUCUUCUGCAUUCAGUGUGAAGUGCAGGGAGAUGGAUCAGUGCUGCUGAUCUUCUCCCUGUUAAAAAUAAAUAAAUAAUUUAAGUUAAUUCCCACACCUCUUUUACUCAUCUUUAUUAAAAUUAUCCCCUUCCCUGCCAUUUGAUCAUUGACUACAGUGAUCAAAAUACAGAUCACAAUAUUUUACUGUGAUUUGAUUUUUUUUUAACCCUUGAGGGCUAAUUUUUAUUUUUUUUAACCCUCAGGGGUUAAAUAUAUUUAAUUAAUUAAUUAAUAAAUUAAUUAAAAUAUAUUUAAAUUAUAUAUUUAGCCACCAGUGGUGGAACAAGUCCAUCUUUUUCUUACUUUUUCUGUGUUUUAAUUUUAAUUUUAUUUAUUAUAGGGAUGUUGGUGUACACUGUAAAAGGUCUGAAGUUGAAGCAAAAAUAGACAGAUAUACAGUCUUUUAAAAUAGGUUCAAUUAAUGCACAGGGAUUAAAUGCUCAAUGUAAAAGGAGUUUUUUGUAUGAGACAUUACAAAGGAAUAAGCUUGAGAUAUGUUUCCUUCAAGAAACUCAUCGUAAAGACGACUCAGAGAUUAAAUGGAAAUAUUCUAACUAUGAAAUUAAAGGAUAUUCUUCCUUAUUAAACCAUGAAAAGAGAGGUGUGGCAAUUAUUAUGUUGUCCAAGAUCAAAUAUGAUUUAUACUUGAACAAAAAGAUCUGCCUGGAAGGUACUUAAUUCUGAUCUGUAAAACUGAAGAUAAAAUAUACACCCUAGUAAAUAUAUACACACCCGUAACUUUUUUUCUAAAAGAUUUAAAAAAAUGUUUUUUGAUAGAUUGGAAGAAAUAAAAAAAAUGAGUGCUAUAGCUGGCGAUAUGAAUAUAUUUUCUGAUGCACUAAAACAAAGAAGUAACAAUAAGAUAAAAAACAAAUCAUUGAGAGUGGUUAAGAAAAAUUUUUAUGUUUUUCUAAACUUAUUGGGGCAAUAUAAUUUAUUUGAUAUCUGGAGGGUUCAUAAUCCAAGAGAAAGAGUUUACCUAUUUUUCAAAGGUACACGGGUUGUAUUCUAGAAUUGACCUAUUUAUGACAAAUACUCAAAGUUUAAAAAAUUAUUCUAAGUUGAAAAAUAGACGUAAUAUCAUGGUCAGACCAUGCACCUAUUUUAGUUACCAUGGAAAAAGAACACACUUUUAACGAAUCCUCCUCAAGGAUACUCAACGAGACUCUAUUAACAGAAGAGAAUACAAAAUAUUUAACCAACAUUGUCAAAGAUUUUUUUUACUAUAAAGUGUCAGAAUCAACACUAUGGUGUACUUUCAAAUCAUAUAUGCGUGGCUUUUUUAUUAAACUAGGAGCUGAAAAGAAAACAAAACAAGGAAAACAAUUAAACAAUUUGUAUAUUUUAUUGUCACAAAAAGAAAGUGGAAAAAAAAAACUCACAUAAGCUUAGUGAAGAUAUUAAAAAAAUUCAGAUCGAAAUCAAAGAAAAAAUUGAGAUUAAAUCCCAGAAUGCAUUAAGUAAAUUAAGGCAAUAUUGGUACUAUCAAGAUAACAAAACAGGGAAACUAUUAUCAAGUAAGUUAAAAUCUAUCAAAAAAAAUAAAAUAAUGAAUAAAAUAAAAGGUAAUAACAUUUGCCUUUCCCCUAAAUAAAUAGGUCAGGCCUUUUCCAACUAUUAUGAAUCUUUGUAGUAAAAUAAAGUGAUAGUUCUGUGAUAAAAGGCGCUUAAAAGAAGUGGAUUGCAAUACAAUACACAGCAAAGUGGUAGCAGCUCACACACCAAAGAUAGGCACUCUCCAACCUAUUAACAAUCGAAUGUGUACAAAAAACGCUAUUGUGCAAAUAAAUGCCAAAUAGUGCAAAAUGUGGAGCGCUAUAACAAUAAAAUGAACACUUACUCCUGUGAUUCUCAGGAGAUAUAGGUGGUUAUACAACCCUUCUUUGCAGCAGCAUGACUAGUGAUAUAUUCAUGCUGCUGCAAAGAAGGGUUGUGUCACUCUAUAUUUGACACUACAUCUGCAUACCAAUUGUUAUCUAUAUUUGAUCAUCUAUUAUACCAAGGAUUUCUACACCAGGGUUAGCAUUGCUUCCCUGUUUUCUCUGUUUUUGUUUCCAUUUUGAGUACCUAACAUGGAUGUAUAAGGACUUCCUUAUAACCACCUAUAUCUCCAGAGAAUCACAGGAGUAAGUGUUCAUUUUAUUGUUAUAGCGCUCCACAUUUUGCACUAUUUGGCAUUUAUUUGCACAAUAGCGUUUUUUGUACAUAUUAUGAAUCUUUAUAUAAUCUUCCUGACACCAAGUUAACAAGGGAGCAGAUGAAUUGUUUCCUUAAUAAAAUAUCAUUGCCACGAUUAUCACAUGAUAGACUUUUUAAAUAAACCAAUAAAGCUUGAUGAAAUAAAAACAGCGAUCCAAAAUUUGCAGUUGGCCAAGCACCUGGCCCAGAUGGUUAUUCAAGAAUUUUUUCAAAACCUUUAUUGAACAAAUUUCUCCUGCCCUAGAAAAUCUAUUUAAAGAAGUUCAAGAGCAAAAAACAUUCCCUGAAUAAAUGUUCAUUCCAACUAUUUCUCUCAUUCCAAAACCUGGAAAAGAUUCCAAUUUUGUUUCCAAUUACCGUCCAAUUUCUUUGAUAAAUACGGAUAUUAAAAUGUUCUUUAAAAUUUUGGCAGAGAGACUGAAGUCAGUGAUCUCAGAUAUAAUAAGUCGAGAUCAAGUUGGAUUUAUUACUAACAGGUAUGGAAGUGAUAAUAUCAGCACUCUGAUUAAUAUGAUUUCCAACAUUAACAAUAACCAUAUUCCAUCUGCUUUUAUUACUUUAAAUGCUAAAAAAAGCAUUUGAUUGAGUCAAUUGGAACGUUUUAUAACAGGUUUUGGACAGAUUUGGGAUGACUGGUUCAUUAAAAGACUUGGUUAUGAAUCUAUAUACAAGUCCAUCAGCUAAGAUAGCAGGAUAUGGGACAAUAUCAGAUUGGUUUAAAAUAAAUAACGAGACCCAUCAAGAUGGUCCACUUUCUCCUUUAUUAUAUAUCCAGUCCAUUGAACCGCUAGCUGCACUCAUUAGAGAGUCAAAUAAAGUCUCUGGAAUCCCCACGAUAGUAAGGGAAAGUAGACUCUUAUUAUACGCUGAUGAUAUAAUACUUACUCUUAGCAAUUUAAGUUCAGUUCCAGCUACUUUAGAUAUCAUUAAAGAAUUUGGGUUUUACUCGAAUUAUAAAUUAAAUCUGAAUAAAACGCAGGUUAUUUCUACCAAUAUUACAGAUGAAACGAAGGAGUUCCUCCAAACAACAUAUUUUUCCUGGAACAAGGAAACAAUCGAUCAUUUGGGCAUUGAGUUAUACUUUGAUGUGGAUAGGAUCAGGGGCGGACUGACCGGUCGGGCACUUCGGACACGGUCCGAGGGCCCGGCCGGGAGGGGGGCCCGCCGCCAGGGCCGCCUUCAGGGGGCCCGGCGGCAGGGCUGGAUUGGGGGCGGCAUUUGGGGACUGCAGGUGCCACCGGGUGGCCGGCCCGGUGGCACACUGUGAGGGGGGCAGCCGGCCGUUUGAUGCUGCAGCUGCCGGACCGGGUGGCAGCCUCGCCGGUCCGGCGACAUUCCUCCUACUAACGCUGAAGAAGGAGGAGGAGGAGGAGCAUGUGUCUGUCAUGCUCCCUGCGGUUCCCACAAUUCCCAGCACAGGAUGUGGGAACCGCAAAGGAGCAUGACAGACACAUGCUCCUCCUCCUCCUUCUUCUUCAGUGUUAGUGAGCGGAAUGCCGCCGGACCGGCGAGGCUGCCACCCGGUCCGGCGGCUCUAAAAUGAAACGGCCAGCCCCCUCUGACUAGUAAGAGGGGGGAGAGAUGGGGAGGGGGGAGAAAGAGAGGGGAGAGAUGGGGAGGGGGGAGAAAGAGGGGGGACAUAGAGAUGGGAAAGGGGGAGAAAGAGGGGGGAACAGAGAGAUGGGGAGGGGAGAAAGGGGGGGCAAUAAAGAGAUGGGGAGAAAGAGAGGGAAGAAUGAGACACGGGGAGAAAGAGGGGGAAUAGAGAGAUGGGGAGGGGGAGAAAGAGACAGAGAGGGAAGAAUGAGACACAGGGGGAAUAGAGAGAUGGGGAGGGGGGAGACAGAGAGGGAAGAAUGAGACACGGGGAGAAAGAGGGGGAAUAGAGAGUUGGGGGAGGGGGGAGAAAGAGAGGGAAGAAUGAGACACUGGGAGAAAGAGGGGGAAUAGAGAGUUGGGGGAGGGGGGAGAAAGAGAGGGAAGAAUGCCCCCCCUCCCCUGUCCGCAGGCACCGUGCGGGCAGGGGAGGAAGAGAGGACCUGGGAGCUCACCCUGCAGCUCCUCUGGGUCCUUCUUGCGCGAGCACAGAGCGUUGCCGCGGUUACCAUGGCAACGUUACUGCUCUUGCGAGAGUCAACUCUAGCCCUGGAGCUACGGGCUAGAGUUCACUCUCAACACUGUAACCCCCAUGGAUUCCUGGUGGUCGCAGUGGUGAGAGUGAACUCUAGCCCCAUAAACACACUGCCCCCACACACACACCAUACACAUUCACACACUGCCCCCAUACACACCAUACACAUUUACACACAUUGCCUCACACACACACAUACACUGCCCACCCAUAUACACACAGACCCCCAUACACAGCCCCCCAUACUAACAUUGCCACACACAUACACUGCCCACACACCCUACACAUUCACACACUACACCCCCACACACACACUGAACCUUUCACACACAUUGCACCACUGCUCCUAUUCCCUACUACAGCCUCAUAUCCCAGCAGACCCCAGGUAAGUUGUCAAACUGUUCUUAAACGGUUUGACUACUUACUCUGGAGCAGUAGUGGUUAUUGUGCAUGGAUUAUUUCUUUAAAUAAUCUACAAGUGCCCCAGUAGCCAGCCAGCCAACCCACAGGCUGGCCAGUAGCCAGCCAGUUAGCCAGCCCACAGGCCAGUAGCCAGCCCACAGGCCUACAGCAAGCCACAGGCUUACAGCCAGCAAGCCACAGCCUGCCACAGCCAGCAAGCCACAGCCUGCCAGCCGCAGUCAGCAAGCCCACAGCCUGCCGGCAGUAGCCAGCAAGCCCACAGCCUGCCAGCCGCAGCCAGCAAGCCCACAGACUGCCAGCCAGCAACAGUAAUUAAGGUAAGAGGAGCCAACUUGGCUUAGGUAUCAGCGAGCUAUGUUGUGUUGCUAUAUUGUGAAUAGGAACCAGAGUGUUGGAGAGACCACCCUCCAGGCCCCAUUAGACUCUAGCCUCUGCUAGAAAUCCCCUCCAUGGCCCAUUAGCCCUCAAUUGUAGUUUCUACUGGGGCCUGGAGGCGACUGUUUCCAGCAGGGGAUAUCUAAUGGACGCUGAGAUGGCCUCUGUUAGAAAGACCCCCUUCCAAGCCUUUUAGACUCUAUUGUAGUCUCUAAUGGGGCUUGGAGGGGAUUCUAUCUAACACACUCUCUAAAGGACACUGAGAUAGCCUCCGCUAGAAAGACCCCCCUCCAUGGCCCAUUAGCCCUCAAUUGUAGUCUCUACUGGGGCCUCGAAGGGCUUAUUGCCCUUUUGUUCCUUGUGUCUAAAGAUUGUGUAGGGUGUGGCUGGAGGCGGUGCAUGGAGGCGGGACAAGGGUGGCGCUUGCUGCAGAGUAUGGGUGGGGCCUGUAAGGGGGCCCUUGAUUUAUUUUGCCCGGGGGCCCUGAGGGUUCUCAGUCUGCCCCUGGAUAGGAUAGUGCCCUUAAAUUAUAACAAUCUCCUAAAAGAAAUUACAAUUAUUUUGGACUCAUGGAAUAAAGCUUGAGUUUCAUGGCUGGGGAAAAAUAAUGUUGUGAAAGCUUACAUAAUGCCUAAAACAAAAUAUGUAAUGAGAAAUAUUCCUAUAAGAAUUCCAGUUAAAAUAUUAAAACAUUUUCAUAAUUUGAUGUGGAAUUAUGUAUGGGAUAAAAAGAAGGCUAGGAUUUCUAAGACAAAUAUGAUGAGAAAAUCAGAUGAAGGUGGGAUGUCUUUCCCUGAUUUCUUUCUUAUUUCUAAUUCUAUAAUGUUUUCCCAUUAUCGAGUAUGGAACACAGUUGGUAAAAACCCACCAUUAAGGUAUCUAUACCAGAAAUCAUGUUGUAACUUAAUGUGGAUAUACUUCCCGAUGCUCUGCCUUACUGCCGAGCACCACGUGGAGCAACCCGGAAGUGGGGAUCGAUCACCUGGCGGCCCAGCAGUGAGGGGGGGGGGUUAUUUCAGGAUGCCAUUGACAUUGAGGCAUCGCUGCAUUACCGUUAGAGCAGCUGGAAGCGACUAUGAAGUGUUUAGGAAGGUUUGCAAGUCACAUGCAGGGAGGUGUGACAAGGGCUGUAAAAAGAAAGUAAUUAAAUUAAAUUACAAAGAAUUAAGCAGUGAGACUGCACGAGUCAAUACGGCUCAUGUGUGAUGUAAUUUCCGGUUGACACUGUCUAUGUGUAUGUUGUGCCGGAACCACUAAAACGUCCAUAUUGGAGGUGAUCAACAUCGCCCUAAAUGUAAUUAUAGUAUCUAAAAACUCAACUAAACUUAAAAUUAACACACACAGGACCAUUGAUAACAUAUACAUAACACCCUUUACCACAUAUUUAAAUAUUGUAAUAUGGUGAUAUGUGCUUAAAACUGCAACAAGGUGAAAUACCAUUAAUGAUAGGGAGCAAGGAAAUACUUUAUUUAUGGUAUAUUGACAUAGGGCCCAGCAAGGUGGAUAUAACCCUUAUGUGGGAAAUAUUCUUAUAAGAAUAGUAAAAAUCUAUAAAAUUAAAUAAAUAAUAGAACAGAAAAUACAUACAUAUACCUUAAGCAAAAGAAAAAAAAACAUAUAUUAUAAAAAAUUAGCAAACUCAAAAUUCAAAUUUAACCCAUCUUAUUCAAAAAUCCAUUUACUUUCCACCUUGCUGAGCUCCCUAAAAUUGUCUUCCCCUCUCCCCUCUCUCUUUUUCUUACAGUUAGCCAUAAAGCACAAAACCGAUGAAUCUUUAUUAUGCACUUCAGUAAAAUGGGCUGAUACACUGUGUUUGGUGUACCUCCUCUAGAUAUUCCCCAUGUGUUCCAGUAUGCGUGUUUUUAAAUUCCUUGUUGUCAUACCCACAUAUUGUAAGCCACAGGGACACCAGAGGAGGUACACCACACUGGUAGAGUGACAGGUCAGAAUGUCUUGAAUUUUAUAUCUCUUUUUGGAAACGUGAUUCAAUUUCGUCCCGUUUCAAUUUUUUAAAACAUGUUCUCCUACAGGCUGUACACAUUUUGCAGGGGUAAAAUCCUUUCUGUAAAUGAAAAACAUUCUCUAAGGGUGGAUCCUUAAGAAAACUUUUUACUAAUUUAUUUUUAUUAUUUUUAGCCCCUCUAAAAACUAUAUUUGGUUCUUACCCUAAGAAUUCUCUUAACUCUUUGUCUGUUUUAAGGAUAUGCCAAUAUUUUUUAAAAAUAUGUUUUAAUUUGCCUAGAGUCCCCAUUAAAACCAAAAUGAUGGGGAUCCCACUAGGGUUAGUUUCCUUCCUCAUCAACUUUUUGGGGUUAUCCUUUUUGUAUGUUAAAAGAUCUUCCCUGUUGAGACUUUUAAUAUAUGAAAAGGAUAACCCCAAAAAAUUGAUGAGGAAGGAAACAAAUCCCCAUCAUUAUUAAUAACCACACCUCUCUUUCCACUAUCAUUAUUCAACCAAGUGCUAGUGUAGAGGCUAGUUUUGUGACAGAUUCAACUGCCACCAAUGCAAAUUCACCCACAUUGUCAUCAGCCACAAUGUGGUGGGUUGAGGUGCCAAAGCAAAGUUUGACAUUACCUUACAAGAUUUCCAGAAGAGUAAAUUUCAAAUUGUGCAUCAAGAAAGUGAGUAAGGUGGAGAGUUAAGGGUAAUAUCUGUAGGUCCUGUAUGAACCAACAUCUGCAAAGACACCCCAUGUCUGUAUCACUGAGGGAAGAGCAGAAAGAGAAAUAGGGCCAGCAGUAGGUAAACUGGUACAGCAUCUGAUUCUGCACAGCCAAUGACUACCAUUAAUAUCUCUUACACGAUUUAGGCAGGCCAGGAGAGAAGUUGAGCCUAGUUGCACUAGAUGACAGGGACAGAUGGACUCCCAGUCUUCAUGAUCCCAGGAGCAUUUCCACCAGGCCACUUCUGAACAUUUAGUUGGAUUUCAUACUAGGGGCAUGUAAAGACAGCAGGAUAACAAAAUUGCCCACGUAAUUGCCCAGAUAAUCAUUGUAUGGGGAGCCUCCUUUUCCAUGAAAGAAGGGAAUUUCUUUGAGCAGCUGAUACAGGCCCUUUCUCUGCAAUAUGUACUUCCCUCAUGAUUUACUUUCAGCAUGACCAUAGCUCCAUAACUGUACUGCUACUCUUACUUAAGGAGCAGUUGGCUAAGGCUGUUGGUCAGUGGGUGCACUUCACCACAUGUAUAUGGAGUUCUUCUAGUACUUCUAGUGGUUAGAAUGUAUACCUCUCCUUGAUGGCACACAGGUGGUUGUAGUGGAGGAGGUCCAACCUUAGCAGCAUAUCAUCUGUAGGGAAGCAGGGAUAUAAAUCUCUCUUGCUACAUGCUGAAGUGAUGGACAGAAAGCAAAUUUCAGUAAACAUAGAGCAGGCAAUUCGAGGAAUGGGAUCAUAUUUGUAGCGAGACGAGGCAGGCACCAAUCUGCAUGUUUGGUUCAUGAUCACUGACAGAACUGCUAACAUGGUCUGCGACAAGUUUCCUUUGUAGGUGUUCCCUGUUCUGCACACAUUGUCUAUCUUACACAGCUGUCCAAUGUAAGAAAGUGUUUUCUGAAUACCCAGCACUUGCAACCCUCAACUAAUGGAACAAACAGCUGUCCUCAAUUUCAAUCUUGUCCAUACCUUUUAUAUGUGCUGCUGUUAGAGAUUCAUUCACACUUUUUUUGUGCCGAGGACAUGAUUUGAGAAGCAGAGAACUGACCUUUUUCAUCCUUGUUUGUUCAUAUCGUUCACUGGUGUGAUGUUGUCUGACUAAAAACUGACAGCUUUCUUCGCAAUCCAAUGCUGUAAUGCCAAAAGAGCUAUGAAAACAGCUUUCAUCUCUCUGUUAAUGGAUGAUUGAGCUGCUUCCUCUGCAGACCAAAUGACCUGGCAAAAGAUGUGUAUAGGGAUACACGGCCCAGCUGAACUUUGAGGAUCUGUUGUAAAAGUGAGUCUUACCCUUGACAGGAAGGAUAAUCCUAGGGAUGGGAAUGUUGAUGCUUUCCACCAUUUCAGUUGCUCAGAACGCUGGUGGACAGAUUGAAUUCUCCAUCUAUAUCGUCCCUUGACCAAUUUCUUAGAAUCUCCUACAGAAGCAGACUUAUAUCUGCUUUUUUUCUGCCAGAAUGGAGAGCACAUAGAAUACACAGUCUUCCUGAUUGAACAUGUUGGCUCUUUCUGAAGAAAAUAUUUCCGCUCUUUUGAGCAGGCAGGUAUAGAGAGAGUAGUUGAUUCCACUAAAAGACCCAGGAGCUGAAUCUUUUGUAGUAGGUGAAAGUUGAGACUUCUUCUAGUUGAUUAUCCAACUCUGGUCUUGUAACAUUGGAUAAAAAUACAGGAUAACCGCGCCUAUCAUAAUUAGUGUAUUAAAAUAACUUAAUAACACAUUGGUGCAGUAUAUGAAGUUAAAGGUAUAGUCCAGGCACCCAGACCACUUCUGCCCAUUGGAAUGGUCUGGGUGCCAACUCCCACUACCCUUAACCCUGCAAGUGUAAUUAUGUCAGUUUUCACCUUGCAAGGCUAAGUUCUUAGAACACGAAAAGUGCUUCAAGCAACGCUGGAUGUCCUCACGCUAUGUGAGGACCUCCAGUGUCGCCGAAAUCCCCAUAGGAAAGCAUUGAAUAAUGCUUUCCUAUUGGGAUGUUUUAAUGUGCGUGCGCAGCCAUUUUGCGCAUGCGCAUUAGGUUUCCCUGCUGGCUGACGUUGGCGGGGAUGGACAGAAGGCGGAGCCUGACCAGAGCAGAAGGACAUCGCGCUGGACUCCAGUAAGUCACUGAAGGGGUUUUACCACUUCAGCAACUUGGGAUGGGGGGUGGGAGGGAGAGGGGCACUACAGGGUCCUGCAGUGCCAGGAAAACUUAUGUUUUCCUGGCACUGGAAAAUCCCUUUAAGAUACAUACAGGUUGUAAAUACAAAUAUUAGCACAAUAUAGGAAACUAUAAAGUGCAUAUAAAGUGUGUAAAAGAACACUCCAAGAGCUAUGCCGGUAUUGGCGUGGACGGUAUAAUCCCUGUCUUAGGAUAUAGGCUGAUCACAGGCCUUUAUCUCACACAUCUGUUUUAUGAGCUCUUCUAAUUGAGCAUCAAACAAGUUAUUUAUUUCUAAAGGUUAUUUGCACAAUGCAGAUUUUGUUUCACAGACUUAUCUGUACCUGAUGAAAGCACCACUCCCCUACUUGGUCUGUGUGAGCAGAAUCCUAGAUGUGGCCGCAUUGUCUGAAUAGCUAAUAAUCACCUUUGAAUAAAAUUGCUCCACAUCAUCUCUGCAACUCCUAACAGCAUUGGGUCACCUAGGUGACGCGGUCCCUUUAAGAGUGUGACGUCAUGCUUGUUUUUUUGUGUAUCCAUAUCUUUGUACUUUUGACCUUGGCUAUUCCUGACCUUGAUUCUUGUAAUGAACCACCUGUAUUUUGUAUAAUACGUUUGUUUGCACACUCAUGAACUGCUCGAGGCUUGAGUGAUUAUAGCCCGUUCGCAUAGUACGCUAGUCCGUACUCUCCCAAAAUCCAAGCAGGUCGAGAAGUUUCUUUGAAGUUAAAUGAGCCAGGGGGCUAGUCUGUGUUCGGUAGCUCAAUCUACCGAAUGUAGGGAAAAUAACUGGGACAAGGAAAUACAGGGUUUUGUCACAAUUAUCUCUUGUAAAGUGUUACAACCACCCACUCUAAGGCCCUGUAAUAUGACUUUUGGGCCCUAACUUUGUCGGUAUCCUUUUUACUGUGUGUAAGGAUAAGGGCAACUGUGACGUUUUGAUGCUGAAUCUGCCGUCCAUGACCUGAGCCACAAUGGCCUUCAGGUAACUGAAGACAAACCCAUAACAUGAGCAAACAACUACUGUCGACAUAUCAAUCAAAAAUGAAUUCACCAAUCUUUUUGCGCUAGAUCCUUCUAACACACAUGUGCAGUAGUGCGGACUGAACUUUUGUGGAAUGCAAGGCGAGAGGCGAGAGGAACUUUCUAUAUCCAAUAAAGUAACCCUGCAAAAAAAACCUUAAUACAAUUGAUAAAAAAAACAAAAACUCCUACUAACCAUAUAAAUGCUGGCGUCCCAAAAUCACUUUCAGUUCUUUCUUCUCCUAGUCUGUAAAGCUAAUUUUUCUAUUUUCGAACCAUGUGCAGUUACUGUGCAGUGGUUUUUAUGCUGAGGUUUCCAGCAAUUGGCAGAUAGGCAGUACCGGGUGGCACGCCAAUCAGUAAGCAGGUUCUGAGCCUGCGUUCUGUAGUGGAACACAUGCCCGAGAGGGGCAUGUGUUCCACUACAGAACGCAGGCUCAGAACCUGCUUACUGAUUGGCGUGCCACCCGGUACUGCCUAUCUGCCAAUUGCUGGAAACCUCAGCAUAAAAACCACUGCACAGUAACUGCACAUGGUUCGAAAAUAGAAAAAUUAGCUUUACAGACUAGGAGAAGAAAGAACUGAAAGUGAUUUUGGGACGCCAGCAUUUAUAUGGUUAGUAGGAGUUUUUGUUUUUUUUAUCAAUUGUAUUAAGGUUUUUUUUGCAGGGUUACUUUAUUGGAUAUAGAAAGUUCCUCCCCAACUGGUUCUAUACUGCCACUAUAUGUUAGGACAAAAAAUUCAAUUAAAAUAGAAGAGUGUGAAGUCACGUUUUGUAAAUGAUUCAAAACUGUUAAAAAUAUUUCCAAAUAAUUUUUCUACAAAAAUGUCUAUAGUGUGAAGAGACUGUCUCUGCAGUAUAAAAGGCAUUAAAAAGACAGAAUUCAUGUUUGCCCCCAAGAAUACUUCUAGUGGAUGUCACUCUAGUUACUUCCUAUCACAUUCUUGCAAGUUUUGCAGAACCAUCAUUAGACACUUUCAUGUACUGAAUUAAGACCCUAACACUCUAUAUAGAAUUGUAUUGUGUUGUGCAUCUUUAGGGAAAUGCUGAGUGACGAUUGCUGGGAAAAUGCAGUAGGCUUCCUAAUCCCUCUUUAUAGAGAUAAUAUAAUGAUAAUCUCAGCAAUUGCCAGAUUAAGACUUACUCGGCAAGGGAAAGAAAGUGAUUCUGCUAUAUUUUGCUUUAUGUAAUAAGUCUAGUAGGAGUACAUUUAAGCAAUAAAUACUGGUUUGUAUUUCUAACAUUAAAAUGCUCCUCUGCGAUAAUGUAGUAUUUUGAGAGCAAGUCACUCACUGAGAAGCUUGACACGUGGGAAAAACUUUCCAGCAAGAGGCAUAGGUUUUUGGUCAGCUGCUUUGCACAGAAUUCAAUUGUCCCUUCUACUUUGCUGUUGCAAAAUAUAUGAUUUUUGAAUUAAUUUUAGAUGAAAAUAUGAUUUUUUGAAUUAAUUAAAUAAAAUAUAUAUCUUCAAUUGCAAGAACACAUCAGUUGCAGAGAGGUAUGCCAUUAAAUGUUACAUUAAUAAAUAAACCAUAAUGAAUUAUUAUGUAAAAUUUAUAUUAAUCUUUUGUUUAGCCUGAAACCUUUCAUUCUCUCUUUUUUUUUACAGUGAAAAACUAUGCAACGCAUUGUAUUGCACUAUUUAUAGUUUUUUUCUUUUUGAGUGGUGCAAUGUAUUUCUUGUACUUCCAUUACCAAGUUGAUGCUGUUCUUUUAUAUCGGAAGAUAUUUGCAAAAAGCAGAUCACGAGAAGGUAAGCUUCUAAAAAAUCCUAAAAGCACUGAUCCCUCCCCCAAGAUUAUUAUAAACACUAGGUACUUAGUUAGUUAGGUACAAAUAAAUUAUUUUUAACUGUAUUUAAAAAAAACAAAACAAAAGACAGUUUUAUAUGCAAAAUGUAGGACAAAUUAGCUGUAAAAAAACAGCUGGCUGGAUCAUUUUUCCAAUUUGGCUAUUUUGACAUAAAGUUUACACUACAUAAUUCUACAAUUUUUGGAAUAGUAAAUAAACCUCAUAAUAAUUUGCUGAUACUCAAAAUGGCAAUGUGUGUGAAACAUUUCACAUAUUGUGUUGCUCCUAUUUACUUAAAGGUUGUGUAUGAUCUUAUGGUGGAGUUUUAUCCUGAAAGAAAUUUUGCAGUAAAAGAGCACUCUUUAUUUCAUCAAAGAACAAAAUUGAUGUGAAUCAAAAUUGUGGUCUAGUAUUCACUGUCCAGAUCAUCAAAGUUAACUAAAUACAAUUAGAUAAUUAGAAUGAAUCUUACGUAUUACGUUAACUGUUCUCACGGAAUACCCAAGAGUCUCAAUAGUCCUGGUUUUGGUGGGACAGUCCCGAUCACAGGUCCUGUCCAUUUGUUCACUUUAGUACCCUUGUGUCCUGUAUCUGGGGACACCAGGAACUGUAAGGAUUGUCAAGGUUGGCUAAAAUUAGUUUUAAGACCCCUACUCCAUAUAUUUGGCUUGUUUACUUAAUUGCUUUUAUUCACCUAUAUGCACAUCUCUCUGUGAUUUCUGUACCUCCCUUAAUUUAUUGAUUCCAACCCAUAUUUCUUUGCAUGACUAACCCUCACCUUAACUGUGCAUAGAUGAAUCUCCCCAUUCCAUAGCUUUAUUGUAGGCCUAUUUUACCCUAUUAUCUCUCUCCCACGGAGUUAAAACAUACCCUGCCUCAUUUCAGAACAGAACUCAGAUGCCCUCCCACCCUGCCUCUCAUCCACCCAACCCUAGCUCAUCUACUAAGUUAUAGAUAGUCGGCCACACAACUUUAAUUCUGCAGAAAUUACAGUUGAAAACACUAAUCAGCACAAUACUGCAUUUUCUUAACCCCUUACAAUAUAUGCCAACUACUCCUACUUUUAUAUUUCAAAUCAAUGUUUUAUCAAUCUUACCGCCACUUCUCUCAACCACCCAGCAGCCUCCACAUUUCAUCCCCUCUGCUACACCUCACCCUUCUCUCAUCUCAUGCCCUGCCCCCAUUUCUAUAUUCUCUCUCUCCAACUUUCAAAAUAAAUAUGGACCUCUCGCCUGUUAUUUUCAAGUGUGUGCACUGUGUAAUGCCCUCCUGCUUCUAGCAGCCAGGGCCCUUCACCUCCUCUGUGCACACUAAGCCUACCAGAAACCACAUAAAUCUCAUCUCAGUACCUUGUAAAUUCUCCUCAUCUCAUAUUCAGUUUGCACUGUGGAACGCUAUGUCUGCUGCAAUCUGAAAUUGACAACAAUACACAACCUCUGCAUUUCAAAAUUGGUCACCUUACUAGCACUCACUGAGAACUGGCUGGCCCUGUCUGAUAGCACUACUCCAGGUUUCUUUAUGUUUUGGUGGGCUACAAUUCUCCCACUCACAGACUUAACGACUGUAAAUGAUGUGGUGUAAGCAUUAUUCUCUCCCCCCAAUAAAUCUUUCAACCAAUCUUGCUUGCCCCUGCCUUUUCUUUUCCUUCCUUUGAAGUUCACACUGUCUGCUUAUUUUAACCCACUCCUUUAAGAACUACCAUAAUUUAUUGCCUCAUCCUGGUCAUCCUAGCAUAUAUACUGAACACUUUUCUAUAUGGCUACCCUACCUCCCCUCCUCUAGCACGCCUGCUUUUAUCCCUGGGGACUUUAAUAUCCCAAUCAACAACCUUAACAGCUCUGAUGCCUCUAUGUAACCUCCUUCUUCGGUAAUGUUCUAAUUCUAUAAGAGUGGGAAACUCUUGAUCUCAUUUUCACUCUGUAACACCUCUAAUCUCUCAAAUUUUCACUUUACUCCGUCUGAGCAACAUCUGCUGAACUUUGACAAUGGAAUAGCCUGUACCCUUGUCACACCACCCUCGGUACAUCAAUAUCGUAGAAACCUCCAAUGUCUUAAGUACAGCAAUUCUCCAACAACAUCCGGACUCUACAUUUACCCAUAUCAAACAUCAUCUGUAGUAGCUCUACAACCUCCCUCUACAACUCCACCCACUCCUCUGAAGUAAAUAUCAUGGCACCUCCUUUAUUUAAACAUUGUAAGCUACCCUGGCUACAACCCUGGCUCAUUAAGCUGACCUACUACCUCCACAAACGCUCCAGAACUGCUGAAACCUGCUGGAGAAAGUCUCAUUUUAUGUCUAACUUCCUCCACUAUAUAUUCACGCUAAGCUCCGACAGUUUGGUUCUUUCCUCCGCAAAAGAAAACUACUUCAACAUCCUAAUAUUCAUGCACUUCCCAGAAUCCAUAUGCCUCUUUUACAGCGUUAACUCUCUUUUCCACCCUGUUGUAGCUCCUUGUCCUGAUAACGUGACCGCUAUAAACUUCGUAAGGCACUUCGCAAGAUUUCAAUGAUCACGAAAGAGAUAUCUAAUCUCUCUCCUACCCCUGCCAAAAAUCUUCCCAACUUCGUACCCUCUUUUGUUUUAUCUUCACUCGCACCUGCAACACUAGCAGAGGUUUCUGCUCUGCUUUGGUCCUCCAGCCUAUUCCCUCACAUUUAAUAUAUGCUCUGUCUCCUUCUCUUGCUCUGCCCCUCACUACAAUCUCAAUUUCUCUCUUUUCUCUGGCAUAUUUCCUUCAGCCUUCGAGCAUGCAAUUAUCACCCCAAAUCUAAAAAUCUAACUCCCCAUCCAAUUACAGCCCUAUCUUGCUACUACCAUUUGACUCCAAGAUCUUCGAGAGAGUUGUGUACACUAGAUUGAUCACUAGAUUGAUCAAAUUACUUACAUCCAAUUCUCUGCUCGACCGCUUCAGAACAGAUUCCAUACUUAUUACUCUGUUGAAACUGCCCUGACCAAAGUAUCCAAUGAUUUAAUUGUUCCUUAAUUGCUUAAUCCAGACAGUGCUACUAUUUAAUUCCCCUUGACCUUUCUGCUGCUUUCCUGGUUCUCCUCCUAACUCUUCCAAUGCUCUUUCAGUGUCUCUUUUUCUGGCUCUUCCACUCCUCCACAACCUCUCUCUGUCCCUGGUCCCCUACUGCGUCCCUUAGUAAACUCUUGGUAAAGCUUUUUUGUCUUCCAAUCUCAUUUAUAUGCAGAUGACAAGCCAAUCUACCUGUCCUCUCCUGAUUUCUCGCCAUCGUUCUUGAAUUAUCCCUCUGACUGCGUCACUGCUAUUUCCAACUGGAUGAUUGCUUAUUUUUUUAAACUUAACCUGUCCAAACAAAACUUCUUGCCUUUCUUCCCUCAAGUAUUGCUGCUCCUGUGUCUGUCUCCCUCCAAGUCAAUGGCUGUGUCUGUCACCCUCCAAGUCAAGUCAGCUCUACCUCGCAGGCUUGCUGCCUAGGUGUUCUCUUUGACUUUGACCUCUCCUUCACCUCUCAAAUCCAGUCACUUGCCAAAUCCUGCUGCUGCUAUUUUAAAACAUAGCUUGCAUAUGCUCAUAUCUGUCACCAAAUGCGGCCAGGGUGCUUGUCCAUGCCGCUAUCAUCUUUCACUACUGCAAUCCGCUUCUCAGUGGUCGUAGGCAUUGCCAGCUGGUUGGCUGGUCUUGCCAAGUCUACAAUAAAUGUGGUGGCAAGGCUCUUCUUCCUGUCUGCCCGCACCUCCCAUGCUUUCCCCUCUGCCAAUCCUUACACUGGCUCAAUUUAAAAUUCUGGUGCUUGCUUACAAAUCUCUACAUAAACCUGCUCCUUCCUACUUGUCCUCACUGAUACACAAAUAUGCACUGUACAGGCCCAUAUGCUCUGCUGAAGAUCUGCAUCUAUUCUCUGUUCAUACUUGCACCUCUGAUGCCAUCUUGCCUAUGGAACUCCCUUCUCUGCUCUGUUAAACUCUCACCCAGACUUAGUACCAGAUCAUUAAAAACUCACUUCUUUAAGAAAGCAUAUCAGUUAAACUGUUGAUAGCUUUCCCUCAACGCACCUUAGUAAUCCAGCCUGCAUCCUCCCCUGCAACUGUGACUGUGACAUCCACAAACUAACCCUUCACUGUAAAGUACUCCAGUAACCUACUUUUUACCGUACAUAUAUCCUACCCUUACAACAUUUGCCACUUUAUCCCACUACCUCUAGAAUGUAAGCUUGUUUGAGCAGGGCCCGCAACACCCUCUGUUCCUGUGCAUCCAGUUACAGAAUUUGUUGGCACUUUAUAAAUAAUAAUAAUAAUAAUAUCCCUAUGUUGAAUUCAGAUGGAUCAGAAGAAAGCUGAUUACAAAUAAUCAUGUUCACCAUCUAUAUGAAAUAGAAGAGAAAGAUAGCCAUCCUUUCUUUUAGCUUGUCAUAUUUAUAUUUGUUUACACUCUUAUUACAACAUUUUACUACUUACCUGGGGUCUUCUAUACGUCACCUCUUCCAGGAGAGCUUGCAGCUCUUUUAACUGAGCUAGCCUGGUGGUGCAGGGUUUAACUCGUUGGCAGAGAGCAAGGCUUAGUUAAGGGGAGCUAACAGAAGUAAUGUGCAGGAGGUUAUGGCUGUCCUGGAAGCGAUGAUUAGUGCCUGGCAGACCAUAGGAAAGCUUGAAAUCCAUUGACAAAUGAUUUGACUACUUAUGCCAGCAGGGUGCCAGGAAAUUCCUGGCACUGUAAGCACUACAUAACUCUGUAGUUGUUAUGGGUUCUGGAGUGUUUCUAUACUAUGAAGCGCUUUAAGAAAUGCUGAUAUAAUUAGGGUCUCUUCCUCAGUGGUCUGUCCCAUUUCGGCCAAAUUAAAAUUUUUACACUUACAUUAGCUUGUUGGGAUGUAAUUCCAAGACUAACAAAUAACCACAGUUCAUAACCACACAUUUCAUAUGCCAAUAUUAUCUAUGUAUGCAAUAAAUGCUUGAUUUUUGGAAAAGCAUAAACUAUGGGUAUUUUUUCAUAUAAUUAGUACUAAUUAGUAUAUGACUUGCAGAUGGAAAAACAUAUGAUGCAUACGUGAUCUAUCCAACGCAUUGUCAAUCCAAGCAUGAAGAAACUGAAUAUUUUGUUAACCAUAUUUUAAUUGAUGUUUUGGAAAAUAAAUGUGGAUACACGUUAUAUGUUCCAGGAAGGAACAAUGUGCCUGGUGAAGGUAAGGAUGCAUAGAAAUAUGCAUACCAUGGAAAUAUUUCUUGCAUUAUGAGUUUAAAUUAUGCAUAAAUAUACAGGUUUUUAGAUUACUCCUUUUGUUAACGAUUGUAGUGAUAACAAUUCUGAAUUUCAAACUGGGCACCAGUCCAGACAAAGUAAAAUAUAGUCGAAUAGUUAGGAGUGCUUCAGUAUGUUUUAUUUCAGUUGCUUGAAUAUAAUAUUAAAUGUUGCUAUGAGUUAUUAUAUACUACAUAUGGCAGAGGCGUAACUGGAAACCACCGGGCCCAGGUGCAAAAAUUGCCCUGCUCCCCGACCGCCAAUGUGUCUCAUUCUCUCCUCUCAAGACCCUCCAUAUGCAUCAUUUCUUCCACCCAGCUCCUUCAUGAGUUUCAUUCCCCAUGCUGCCCCCAUGUGUCUUAUUUCAUCCCCAGCCUCUCUAUGGGUUUCAUUCAACUCCCAGCCCCUCCAUGUGUCUCAUUCCACCCCAUGCCCCUCCAUGUGUCUCAUUCAUGCCACAAGCCCCUCCAUGUGUCUCAUUUGCCCCCCAGCCCCUCCAUGUGUCUUUCCCCCCUAAGGUUCUUAUUAUUUCCCCCCCAAUCACCUCCAUGUGUUUCAUCCCCCCACACGUGUCUCAUUCCCUCCAAACAUCCCCUUCAGGUGUUAAAAUCCCCCCCAAGUCCCAUUUCCCCCCAAGGCUUUUCACAUGCAUCACCCCCCUCCAGUCUCACACACUCCAUGUGUGUCACCUCCCAAUGCACCCCUCCGCCUUGUGUCCCAUUCCCUCCCAAGCCCCUGCAUGUGUCUCAGCCCUUGCCCCCAAGCUAGAGCCAUGUGUCCCCCCCCCUUUGUACCUGCUCACCACAAGCGGUACCACCGAUCAGACAGGAAGUGGUCGCUCAAUGAGCACUUCCUAUCAGACCGUCGGCUGCGCUACACACAGGGCAGGAGAGGAGCAACACAGCACAGUGCUCCCCUCCUGCCGUUCACCAUAGGAUUGUGCGCCGCGGGCCGGUGUGGCAGGGCAACUGUCCAGAAGGUUUGCAGGUGGCCCAGGGUCGCAGGUGUUACAGCGGCAGCCGCGCCCCCUGAAGUAAGUAGUUAUGCCACUGACCCAUGGACAUAAGCUGUAAUCUCCAAAUAAUGUAAAAUUGUAAAAUGUAUUUUAAAUGUUUUCUAUGGUUUUCAUGUCCAUAGAUAUUGCAAGUUGUGCAGCGACAAACAUAGAGAAAAGUAGAAGGCUUAUCAUCAUUCUAUCGACUGAAAUGGAAAAUAUAGAAACAUUGUACGAGCAGCGGAUUGGUCUUCAUAAUGCCCUGAUAAAGAAUAAUGUAAAAGUUAUUAUUAUAACAAUGGGCAAUAUAAUAGAUCACACACAAAUGCAAGAAUCUCUCCGACAUGUUGUGAGACAAAAAGGAACUAUUAAAUGGGACACCUCCAAUAAAAACCUGACACCAAACUGCAAAUUCUGGAAGCUCGUGAGGUAUCACAUGCCGUGAUGAAAAUGCAUUAUUUUUCUUUCAAGAAUAUCAACAUUGAUUUUCUCUUUUUCCUCUAGAAAUUAAAAAUCCAGCCAAUAUACUUACUUUGCAAAUGUAAUACUGCC
Molecule: messenger RNA, 19908 nt
Organism: Pelobates cultripes (western spadefoot toad)
Lineage: Eukaryota; Metazoa; Chordata; Amphibia; Anura; Pelobatidae
Source: the annotation of a GenBank genome assembly